Caenorhabditis sp. 36 PRJEB53466 is the source of this 964-nucleotide messenger RNA. The record is from the annotation of a GenBank genome assembly. NCBI's taxonomy places the organism in Eukaryota, Metazoa, Nematoda, Chromadorea, Rhabditida, Rhabditidae.
AUGAAACUAUCGCUGCUAUUUUUGUUCGCCGUCAUUUUGAUCGCCGGGAGAGCAGAGCCGCUGGAUUUGAUCGAGGUAACUUGCAAAAUUCAUGCAAAAAAAAUGGGAAAAAAACGAUGAAAAUAGAACCUGUGCACCCCGGACAAAGUGUGUUUCUCGUCGCCAAAAGGAUGUGAGACCGAAGAUUGUGACGUCGUCAUUUCGGUAUUUUCACCUCUUUAUCCCACUUGUUCUAUUUCCUGCUUUUAGUUCACCGACAAUGAAACCCAGAUCUACAUGAACGAUAUCAAGGACUAUCAUUUCAUGCUUCUGUACAUUGAUAAAACAGUAACGCGAGCUAAUUUUUAUCGUUUUCCCAUGAGCUUUUUGAAGGGUCUCCCUCGCAAUGACAUUUUCGUUUGUUUCUCUGGAACUGACAAAUGUUUCUUCGGAAUUGAGCCGCCAGGCAAGUUGCAUUCCCUCACAAAGAAGCAGAACACCAUAAUGGACAUUAUCAACGAGAACAACGGAGCGUACAUGUUCACUUUCCCGAGAGUCAUCCUGGAUACAGGUGAUAACGUCACCUACUCCUUCCGCGAUGGAGAAGCUGGAGGUACAGCAUCUAGAAUUGUCCUGAAAAUGAUAUCAGAAGAGCAGCUAAGAUUUGAGCUAGUUAACUUAUUUCAGUUGAUGUAAUUGACGCACCGUCCACUCCUCUUUUUCACGUGAAUGGAACCGACUCAGUAAAAAAUCUGAUCGUAAGCCAACAAGAGAACAUUUUCACUUUUGUGCUUGAAUUUUUCAGGUGAGUCAGAAUGGAGAAGACGUGAAGGACAUCCACACAGAGUACGAGAGUCUCGAGGCCAUGGAGCCAACCGAUAGAAGCAAGAGGCUUGUCGCAGUCUCGAGAACAUUAAGAAAUGUUAAUCUGGAUGAAGUUAUUGCUAACAGAUUCAGAUCGUCUCUAUCGAAAUCCAUUUUUUAA